AAAAGAAAAGAAAAGAAAAGGUGAAAUGAGUUAAGACCGGUUGGGAUUGGACGAUGGUUAGAAGCAAAUUCUCCCACUUUCCCCAAAUUCCAUCUUUCAUCUUUUUCCGUUACCAAACAAACCAUCCCUCCACCACCAUCGCCAUCACCGUCACCACCAAUUCAUGAACUCCGUAACGUUUCUUCGUUAAUCUUCGUAGCUAGGUAGUUUUUCAUCGCUCUCAAUUUCUCUCUCUAUAUAUUUGUUAAUUUUCACAUUAAUUAUUUUUUUAUAAUUGCGUGUAUCAUUUCCUUUCCUUGCUUGUACUGUUCAUUUUUCACCACGCGCUUCAAUUCAACGCUUCCAGAUCCUUCUUUUCAUUUUUUUUAUAUCGAUCCGCUUUGUUUUUCAUAAACCCUUCACUGAGUAAAUUGCUGUAUCAAUUCUCGUUCUUCGUUUGUUAAGGAAUCUCGGAGUAAAUAAAGCAUUUAUCAUAUUUGGAGGAUAUAUAUUUUACACAUAAUAUCAUGGAGGAAACAAUGGCGGCAAGAUAUUGGUGUCACGCGUGUUCUCAAAUAGUCAGUCCUAUCAUGGGAAUGGAGAUGAAAUGUUCGGUUUGCCAGAGUGGAUUUAUUGAAGAAAUGAGCAGUGCCACUGGUAUCAAUGACUUGCAAAAUGUACCGGAAAAUGAUUUUGGAUCGGAUCGUUCUCCCUCCCUUUGGGCACCAAUCUUGCUAGGCAUGAUGGGAAAUCCGCGGCUUCGUCAGAGAUUGAGACGGAUGGAGCUUGAAGAGGAUUAUGAUAGUGGGAAUCACGAUGGUGAUAAUGGUAAUGGUGGUGUAGGACAUUAUGAUCGAGAGCUCGAGUCUAUCCUAAGAAGGAGGAGAAGAAGCUCUGCUACUAUUCAGCAAUUGCUCCAAGGCAUAAGAGCUGGACUGACAUCUGAGACGCAUGAGAAUAUUGAUAGGGAUGACCGUGUUAGGGAAAGAGAAAGAGAGCAUGUGAUCUUGAUUAAUCCUUUUAAUCAGACUAUUAUUGUUCAAGGUUCCUAUGAUUCGAACCGGGAUCAAAGUGAUAAUAAUAACCCCAUUGGGUCUUUGGGUGACUAUUUCGUAGGACCUGGUUUGGAUCUAUUGUUGCAACAUUUGUCUGAGAAUGACCCUAAUAGAUAUGGAACUCCACCUGCACCGAAGGAAGCCGUUGAAGGUUUACCAACUGUGAAAAUCAAUGAGAACAUGCAGUGUUCUGUCUGUUUGGAUGAUUUUGAAGUUGGUUCUGACGCUAAAGAGAUGCCAUGUAAACAUAGGUUUCAUAGUGCUUGUAUCCUGCCCUGGCUGGAGCUGCAUAGUUCUUGUCCGGUUUGCAGAUCUCAAUUGCGAGUGGAUGAUCCUAAGCAAAACUCUGAUGUGUCAAGGAAUAACAGAAAUCAAAGGGAGAAUGAAAAUAUUGGACAUGCCAGUGCUGAAGGAGAUAGUGAAGGGAGAAGUGCAAGCGGGGGUAGAAGAUUCUCAUUUCCAUGGCCUUUCAAUGGAUUAUUUUCAUCAUCAUCAUCAUCAUCUUCUAGUUCAAAUGCAAAUGGAAACAGUAGUCAACCAGAAAGAAACUGAGUAUUCUUGCAGAUCUGUUGUACAUUUCAUGUGCUGCAUUGCUUUUGUACAGAGAAAACUACCGAUUAAAAGAUUCAACGUUGACAUUAUCGGUUAUGAUUUUUUUACCUCACUUUGUUUUUGCUAAAUUUCCUGCUCCUUUGCUAUAUUUCCUUCAACUUUUACCAACCAACGAGGUUUGUGUAUAUUUAUGGUUGGUUGUUUAUUUCAUGAAUUUGUACUACAUUGGUAAAUAUGCAUAUUUCUUAAGCCUUGCUUUCAAA
Vicia villosa (hairy vetch) is the source of this 1849-nucleotide messenger RNA. Its product is annotated as E3 ubiquitin-protein ligase SIRP1-like. The coding region runs from base 507 to 1586 and encodes 359 amino acids. Lineage: Eukaryota; Viridiplantae; Streptophyta; Magnoliopsida; Fabales; Fabaceae. The record is from RefSeq and is a predicted model, not a curated record. Gene Ontology annotation, biological process: protein ubiquitination. Gene Ontology annotation, cellular component: cytoplasm. The transcript is spliced from 2 exons. Gene Ontology annotation, molecular function: ubiquitin protein ligase activity.